Messenger RNA from Etheostoma spectabile (orangethroat darter), 989 nucleotides. RefSeq lists its product as uncharacterized. The record is from RefSeq and is a predicted model, not a curated record. NCBI's taxonomy places the organism in Eukaryota, Metazoa, Chordata, Actinopteri, Perciformes, Percidae.
UCCGGUAGGAACACAGACUACGGGGACUUCCGUUGUUGCCUUUACUUGCGGGAUAACGAUGGCUUUCCCAGAGUUUACAUCGGAAUAAUUAAAGUGGUUGAUGGCCAGUCUCUCUCCUCCCGUCCUAUCUGCUCUUGCCUCGUACCUUUCCACCUUGCUUCCCUGCGGCUUCGCUGUGGGGCCUUCGCAGCUAAGGGGGGGCAGGAUGGGGCUGUGGUGGGUGGGCCGCUCGCUGGAGGCUGGAUCCCUGCUGGGGAAGGACGGGGACACAGAGUGGUCCUCGAAGUAUCACAGUGACCCGAUGGCUCAGAGCCAAGACGCUGAACUUGGGAUGAACUCGGAGUCCAAAUCGAGUAAGACCAACAGCUCAGAGGCAGAAAAGGUACUGAUGGAGAUAGCAGCACAUAAUGAAGUCUUACUGCACAGAGCCGUCUGGAUCACAUUUGCCUGCCAGGCGCGAAGCAGAGCCCAGCAGAAUGUGUCAGUGCAGUGUGCCUGUGGAGAGGUGUGUGCGGCCGGGUGUGCGGAUGUGUGUCUGCGCGUGUGUCAGGAUAUCCAACCUGGAACAGAGCUGCUGCUGUACGGAGACACCGUGGGGAAAAGUCAGACAACGGACAAACCUGACACACAGGACAACUCCACUGGACACACAGAUAACCAGGUAACGCACAACAAAGACGCAGAGACUGUAGUUACCGACAUAGGGAUCAUUCAAGAGAAGGGAGAGGAGAUGGAGGACAAGCAGGAGGAAGAGGAGGAAGAACGGCGCAGAAACCCGCGCAGACGCAUUAAGAGAAGUCGCCCAACCACACGCCUGACGAAGAGGAGAGCGGAGAAUAUCCUGCACACUGACCCUGAUGCUCACACUCAUAAUAAUAACACCACAGCAGCAGCUGGACACACAGACAGCGCAGGUAGUGUCCCAGCUGCCGGGGACAGACAGACAGACUGUAAACCUGCAGAAAGACAGAGAGACUGUACACCUACAG